Messenger RNA from Galleria mellonella (greater wax moth), 2859 nucleotides. RefSeq lists its product as uncharacterized. The transcript has a single exon. NCBI's taxonomy places the organism in Eukaryota, Metazoa, Arthropoda, Insecta, Lepidoptera, Pyralidae. The record is from RefSeq and is a predicted model, not a curated record. The coding region runs from base 146 to 916 and encodes 256 amino acids.
CAUGCAUGCAAUGAAGUGGGUGGAUUAAUUUGAAGGAAUAUAGUGUUUAAUCUGUGGAACUAACUUUUAUUUUUAUUUUGUUUAAUAUUUUUUAUUGUACAUUUUAUAAUUUUUUUGCUUUAACUUGUAGUGAGUUAUUAAGAAAAUGUUACUGAGUUAUUUGUUUUUUAUAUUAUUAUUUAGUAAUUUAGUUUAUGGGAAGAAUUCUACUCAAUAUGAUACCAGUAAAAAUGUACCAUCUGCAAAACAAUCAGAUCAAGAUGAUUCAAAUAGUCCUAAAAUAGUCAGCGAAGGUGGCCCAAUUUCACCCAUUCCGUCAACUUUAACACAGUUCAAAGAAAAUCAUACUAAUCUUAUUAGUGUAGAUAAAGAACUAGGUAAAAACAAAGAACGCCCUGUUGUAGCCCGUAAAGGAGUUGAAUAUCCACCUUUAGAAGAUAAAGAUAUUCUUUCUUUCAAUUCAACAGAAGAACUAAAAGAUGUUGUACAAAAUAAAUUCAACAUAACAGUUUCUGCUUCUUCAAAGGGUAAUAUGAAGAAAGAUCAUGAAGCAACAGAAAAACUAAAUAAUGUUCCAGUUAUACAAAAUGUUUCUACAAUACCAUUGAAACCUACCGUCCUAUCUUAUGAAGCUCUUGAAGAAAUAGAACAGCAUACUAAUAGUGAAUCAGUAUCAAUCAAAUCUUCUUCAGAAUCUGUAAUCAUUGAUCAAAUACCCAAUCCAAAUAUCAAUAAGAAAUUUCAGUCCAUGAAUGCUAGCCGCCCUGAUUUGAUAAUGCCUAUUGUUAUAACUGUAUUAACAGUGCCAUUAUUUGUAGUACUUGGCUAUAUGGCAUUGCGACGUGGUCAUGAAGCUUGGAAAAACAGACAUUAUAAAAGAAUGGACUUUUUGCUUGAUGGCAUGUAUAAUGAUUAAAUAUAUUUCAUAAAGAUGUUAUUAGUAAUUUGCAGAACAGUUGUUACUAGUUGUUGUUAAUGAAACUAUUGAAAUUGAUCAAGGUAUAAAGGAUUAAGUAGAUAUUAUCUGAAAUCCAUAUAGUUAUUAAACUUUAGAUCUUUUAGUUAACUUUAAAUUUUCACAUUAUUUCAUUACGUUAAGUCUUGAUAGUGUUUUUAGAACAGUUGACAAUAAAUAAAUAUAAAUGAAACUUUGUCCUUUGAAGAAGAGUAAUUUUAUAAAAAUGACAAUGUGACAUAGUGAAUGUGAGAUAGCAAAAUCUGUGUCUAUUGGUGCUUAUUGUGUGCCUUGUAGAAAAAUCACUAAAAAUGUUUUGUAAUAAUAUUUUGAUAAAAUUUACAAUACUUCAUAUUAAAAUUUGUAUAUUGUCUUCCUUUAGAUAUUAAAAAUUAUUGUGAUAUUAACAGGAUUUAUUCUGAUAUUAUAUCAUUGUUAUGAUUUUAUAUAUAAGUGUUUAGUUACCAAAAAUAUGUUUAUAACACUUACAUUAUUUCUAAUAGUAUAAAUAAGGUCAUACUAUUUUGAAUAGUUUAAAGAUAUGAGACAAAGCUCUCUGCAUCAAAUUUUAUAUUCAUUAAAUAAAAGAUCAAUUGUUUUAUUGAUUUUCCAACUGCAUUCUUUAAGAAGGCAAUUGGAAUAUUAAAUACAACUGAUAGAUUGGAUUAAUGUAAAAAUAACUAGUUAUAUUUAAAUUAAUAAGAUUUUUUGUAUAUAAUAAAUUUAACAUAAAUAUUUUUUUUUUCCAGACAAUAACAAUAGUAAAAUAGGAAUUACAUAGGUAACAAGUUGAUUUUAUCUUUGUGUACUGUACUGUGUUUUAGUAUAUUAACUAAAACUUUUAAACAUUUGCAAUAAUCCACAAGUGUGUUAUGUGCUUGAUUAAAGUUUGCUUGGGUGGUUUUUGUACUGAUUUAUUGUAUUUGUGUUGCAAAAUUGGUUUUAAAAUACAAUUUUAAGUUCUUAAUAUAGCAUCCUGUUGGAUGCUGUAAUGUUUCUUAUUACUUAAAUAUAUUUGUUAUAUGUCUGUGUAUUAAAGAUCCAUGGAUAAAAGCCCGUUCUUAUCAAGUUGAUAAACUAUUUUGAAUAUAUAUGUUAUGGUUUAUCUAAAGUGGCUAUUUUAACUCCCAGAGAAGUGAGGUACUGUAUAAAUAUACAAUAUCUCAAACACAGCCCAGUGGAUGUCUCGCCUAUGUACUUAUUAUACCUAAAUCGACCUUCAAGAUUUAUGUAAACUGUGUUCUGUGACAUUGAGAACACUCUGAAGUCUUUAAAGCAUAUGUUUCAAUUUAUAUUUUUUUAAUUGGUUUAAGUGAAUAUAAUAAGAUUAAACUAUUGUCCGUGCCAAUCUAAUUGUAUCUGGUGCUCCUGAGCAAGAUAUCGAACAGUACCCCUUCUGAUGAAGAAAAAGGUUAUCUUUUACAAGAGACAAUCCAAAAGAAGUUAUUGGGGGUGCACUUAAUAGUCUGUUUUAUUUUAAAUUGGUAAGUUAAUUUCUAUCAUCACGCAAGUGAGUCUUAAUCAAUUAUUGUGUCAGACAAGUGGAUACCUUAAUAAACAUAUGGUUUCAUAUUUGUGUAAUAGCAAUAUCUAUGCUACAAUUGUUAAAUAUAUGUAGGUAGAGACAUAACCUACUUACCUCCUUAUUCAUAAAAACUAAAACCUACAAACUUAUUUUAAUUAUUACAAUGUUUUGUCAGUUUCUUUCUAAAUUUUAAUUUAGUAAAAAAGAAAGAGACAAAACAGUUCAAUAGCUAAAAUAGGUUUAUGAGGGAUUUCAUUUUUUUAUGAAUAAGGGAAUUAGUAUUUAGUGCUAAUAUAGUCAAUAAUGUAGAGGUUCUACCUACAAAUAUAUUUUUUAAAUCGUUUAUGGUGUUAUUAAUAAACUACUUUAAUUAUUAAAA